AUUAUCUGUUACCCAAUCCAAGGUGGACCCCACAGCGAGCUCGCCCUGCAAGUUCUCCGUCUCACACCCAAAUCCAACAAUGAACCUCGAUGGCGUUCUCUCUCCCUCCACCACCUUCUCUCCCUCACCACUUCACGCGCCGCUCCCUCCUCCUGCUCUCCACCACCACAACCACCCUCUCUGUCCCAUCUACACCCCCUCCCACUCCCAUUUCCACCCCCACCACUCCCACAGUCACUGACCGCGUCUUCAUGGACUUCAGCCUCUGCCCCAACAACUUCCUCCCCGACCGCGCCGACUCCCUCUCCCCUCUCUGCUCCGACACCACUCUCUUGGGCCGCGUCGUAUUGGGCCUCUACGGCAACCUCGUCCCCCUCACCGUCUCCAAUUUCAAGUCCAUGUGUCUUGGCCUGAAUUCCACCUCAUCCUCGUACAAGAACACGCUCGUCCACAAGGUGUUCCCCGGCCAGUACUUCCUCGCCGGCCGCCAGGGCCGCCCCGACAAGGGCGAGGUCCGCCCGCCGCACGACCUGCCGCGCAACACCGACACGGUCGCCGCCAAGGCGUUCGCCCUCACGCACUCCCGCCCCGGCGUCGUUUCACUCUCGCUCUCCGAAAACGACGACGAUGACGAGAUUAAGCUCGAUCCUGGGUACAGGAAUGUGGAGUUCUUAAUCACCACUGGCCCCGGGCCUUGCCCCCAGCUCGAUAACAAGAACAUUGUCUUCGGAACGGUGCUUGAAGGAUUAGAUGUCAUCACAGCUAUAGCUUCCAUUCCCACAUACCUACCAUCUGAGCGAAUUCGCCAGUUUAAUGACUUGGCUCAAUUUUUUGGAGAUGAAAGGGCUCAGAAUGCACGUAACAUAUGGAACAGGCCUCUUAAGAGCGUUUAUAUUAGUGAUUGUGGGGAGCUGAAAGUGACAAAGCCUUCCCUCACGCCUUCUUUGCCAUAAUUUAUUUCCAUGUAUGUAUAUAUUAUCCGAGGGGAUUUCAUGUUACUGGUCUAUGUAAAAUCACACUCACAUAUUCUUUGAAAAUAAAUGAUGAUGAAUAAAACCACAAGCAAGCAACAUGAAUGACUUUUGAAGUUGAAAAUUAAAAGGUUUUAUUUUAGUUCAUUCAUUUCAAAGCUGUGAAGGACACAGUACAUACAUGCAGUGAAGUUAAACAUUGAUAUGGUAUGCCAGAGUUUCUUGUAA
This is a messenger RNA of Glycine soja, 1199 nucleotides long. RefSeq names its product peptidyl-prolyl cis-trans isomerase CYP28, chloroplastic-like. Gene Ontology annotation, cellular component: chloroplast. Gene Ontology annotation, molecular function: peptidyl-prolyl cis-trans isomerase activity. The transcript is spliced from 2 exons. The coding region runs from base 90 to 953 and encodes 287 amino acids. Gene Ontology annotation, biological process: protein peptidyl-prolyl isomerization. NCBI's taxonomy places the organism in Eukaryota, Viridiplantae, Streptophyta, Magnoliopsida, Fabales, Fabaceae. The record is from RefSeq and is a predicted model, not a curated record.